AUGGCCGUCAAGGGCGGUCGACCCGUCUCCAUCGAGUAUGAUGACUUACUCGUCUCGGCCGAAUCACCCAGGACUAUUGAGACAACCACCGGAUUCGAACCAACGACUUCAGGGUUCGCUUCAGGGUUCGCCCCAACUGAGUUCGUUCCUGUCGCCCGCAGUCAAUCAAGCAGCAAACGCGACCUACUCGACGACCCGACCCCCACAACUUGGGACGCCCGUCCCUCGAACGCCCGUCCGUCGAACGCCCAUCCUUCGGAUGCCCGUCCCUGGGGCGGUCAGUACGCACGCGCCAGCCCACAAACACCCAGCCGACCCCUGCUGGCCAACGAGCUCAUCGACACCGAACUACCCACACCCGUACUACCCCAGAGACACGCCAGAGAACACAUGGUUGCCUACAGCAAACAUCGCAGCUUCACCUCACAACCCAUAUCCAUGGCCAAACACCUCGUUAAUAAACAAGCUAGGAACGUGAAACACUGGCUGUCAAAACAAGCAAAGCACUUUGCUUAG
Messenger RNA from Gregarina niphandrodes, 516 nucleotides. RefSeq lists its product as hypothetical. Lineage: Eukaryota; Apicomplexa; Conoidasida; Eugregarinorida; Gregarinidae. The record is from RefSeq and is a predicted model, not a curated record. The coding region runs from base 1 to 516 and encodes 171 amino acids. The transcript has a single exon.